AUAUCCCGUCUCACUGUGUCCUGGAAUGUAGUUCCGGUUGGUGAGGGGGAUAAAAGCUGUGGCCUGCAGCCGGACCAGUGGCGCCCUCGUCCUUGCAAAGUUUACCCAGUAGGAUUUUUCCUGCAGACCCGGAUCCAGUCAUGUCGAAGUCAAAGGAUAUGGGUUCUUCCAUCAUCCACACCCAGCAGAUGCACGCUGCCAUGGCCGAUACUUUCAUCGAGCACAUGUGUCUGCUGGACAUCGACUCUGAACCUGCUGUGUCUCGCAACACUGGCAUCGUCUGCACAAUUGGACCUGCGUCCAGAUCUGUGGACAUGUCCAAGGAAAUGAUCAAGGCUGGGAUGAACGUUGCAAGAAUGAACUUCUCCCAUGGAACACAUGAGUACCACGCUGAGACCAUCAAGAAUGUCCGUGAGGCAACUGAGAGCUUUGUGCCAGGAUCUCUGGAGUACAGACCUGUGGCCAUCGCUCUGGACACCAAGGGACCAGAAAUCAGGACUGGACUCAUCAAGGGCAGUGGCACUGCUGAGGUCGAGCUCAAGAAGGGUGAAACCAUCAAGCUCACACUCGACGACCAGUACAUGGAGAAAUGUGAUGAGAAAGUUCUGUGGCUCGACUACAAGAACAUCACCAAGGUCGUGCAGGCUGGAAGCCACAUCUACAUUGAUGAUGGUCUGAUUUCCCUCAUGGUUAAAGAAAUUGGCAAUGACUUCUUGAUGUGUACCAUUGAGAAUGGCGGUAUGCUGGGCAGCAAGAAGGGCGUGAACCUCCCCGGAGCUGCUGUCGACCUGCCCGCUCUCUCUGACAAGGACCUGAAGGACCUGCAGUUCGGCGUGGAGCAGGGCGUUGACAUGGUCUUCGCCUCCUUCAUCCGCAAGGCUGCUGACGUUCAGGCCGUCAGGAAAGCGCUCGGCGAGAAGGGCAAGGACAUCAAGAUCAUCAGCAAGCUUGAGAACCACGAGGGUGUGCGCAGAUUCGAUGAGAUCCUGGAGGCCAGUGACGGCAUCAUGGUUGCCCGUGGAGACCUGGGCAUUGAAAUCCCAACAGAGAAGGUCUUCCUCGCCCAGAAGAUGAUGACCGGCAGGUGCAACAGGGUCGGAAAGCCCAUCAUCUGCGCCACACAGAUGCUGGAGAGCAUGACCAAGAAACCCCGCCCCACUCGCGCUGAGGCCAGUGAUGUCGCCAACGCCGUGCUGGAUGGCAACGACUGCAUCAUGCUGAGCGGUGAGACCGCCAAGGGAGACUACCCCCUGGAGGCUGUGCGCACACAGCACAUGAUCGCCCGCGAGGCCGAGGCAGCCAUGUUCCACAGGCAGAUGUUCGAGGAGCUUCGCCGCACCACUCAUCUGACCCGUGACCCCACAGAGUCCAUCGCUAUCGGUGCCGUCGAGGCUUCCUUCAAGUGCUGCGCCAGCGCCAUCAUCGUGCUCACCAAGACUGGCAGGUCUGCUCACAUGCUGUCAAGGUACAGGCCCCGCGCCCCCAUCAUUGCCGUGACCCGCUGUGGCCAGACUGCCCGCCAGGCCCACCUGUACCGCGGAGUCUACCCCGUGCUGUACACCAAGACUGCCAACGACGUCUGGGCUGAGGACGUUGACCUGCGUGUGAACUUUGCCCUGGACUACGGCAAGAACCGCAAAUUCUUCAAGUCCGGUGACGUGGCCUUGGUUGUUACCGGCUGGCGCCCCGGUGCCGGUUACACCAACACUAUGAGAGUUGUGCUGGUGCCUUAAACAUCAUUAAAGGACAUUAGUAACCUUCCCCCCUCCCCUUUCCUGUAACCGGCCCCCCCCCUCCCCCCCCCCCCCCCGUGUCGGACUUCUCUUUUCCAAAAGCAACUCAAAAACCAGGCCGUUCCCUCAAAGGACUUUCGAUGGUGUCAUUCAAAGACAGUAACACUUUUCAUCCAUAUCUGUAAUUUAUUGUCUAAAUCCUGCUUCCAGAGACUGAACUCAAAACCUUUUAGCGGAAACUCUCCUGUCAUGUGUGUGCGGACUCGGUUUGCAUGGUGAACAGAGUGCAGGUACACAUUAUGUUGGUUCUUUAAUUUUCCAGGGAUAACCAUGAGAAUGUGCAGUUAUUUUCUUCUCCAGUUGUUGCAAAAUGUGACUCCAAAGUCAUUUGGCAUGACUGGUUUCCAUUAAAAGGAAUUCUGGGGUCAA
This is a messenger RNA of Acanthopagrus latus (yellowfin seabream), 2162 nucleotides long. Its product is annotated as pyruvate kinase PKM-like. Lineage: Eukaryota; Metazoa; Chordata; Actinopteri; Spariformes; Sparidae. Bases 141 to 1733 code for a protein of 530 amino acids. The transcript is spliced from 11 exons. Gene Ontology annotation, molecular function: magnesium ion binding; pyruvate kinase activity; potassium ion binding. Gene Ontology annotation, cellular component: cytoplasm. The record is from RefSeq and is a predicted model, not a curated record. Gene Ontology annotation, biological process: glycolytic process.